Messenger RNA from Mytilus californianus (California mussel), 869 nucleotides. RefSeq lists its product as uncharacterized. Gene Ontology annotation, biological process: generation of catalytic spliceosome for second transesterification step. Lineage: Eukaryota; Metazoa; Mollusca; Bivalvia; Mytilida; Mytilidae. Bases 35 to 853 code for a protein of 272 amino acids. The transcript has 5 exons. The record is from RefSeq and is a predicted model, not a curated record.
UCAAUAUUGACCAAAAAGAGAAGCUAACACAAGAAUGGCCAGAAAUGAGGAGAAACAACUAGGGAGGCUAAAUAGAUUGUGGCUGAAGCAACAGAAAGAUGAACAACACAAGAAAAAUCCCAAGAGACCUAGACUGGAUGAUAUCAAUACAGCUGAAGACAUCAAGCACUGGUUACCAAGUAUCAAAGAUGAUAUUGACUUUUGUUUGAAGCAAUCACAAGUACCAUGUUACCCCGAAGCCAAAAUUAAAGAAUUUAAUCUGAAAAUUGAUCACUUACAAAGACAGUACAAAGCAUUUGUAUGGAAGUUGAGGAAACUUGAUCCAGAAGUAAAGCAAAUUCCAUGGGUAGAGAGAGGAUAUACAACAGGACAGAAGAGGAAAUUGAAUGGGGAUGAAUCUGUGAAUGUUCAAAAAGCAAUAUCAUAUGAAAUGCCAUUUUGUCAAAUGCCUGCAAAAUCUACCAACAUGUUUUCAUCAUGUGAAGAUUCAGAUACCACAUUGUCAUCAGGUAGUCAUAAAUAUUCAGUUGGUGCCAAUACAAAUAAAGAGUUAGAUGAAACUCCAUGUGAUCAGCAGGAAUGCAAAAACUUUUUACCGUUAGAAACACCUAUCUUAAGCAAUGAUUCAGAGUACAGGAAUACAUUUGGAUAUUUAGAUACCAAUAGUAUAAACCAAGAUAAUAUAGCUAAUGUUAAUUUAGAGUUACAAGAUCAGCCAUUGACUUUUGUGAAAACAAAUUUGUCAAAAAAUAAGACAAGAGAAUAUAGUACAAAGAAUAUACAGAACAUGGGAGAUAACUCACUACAAACAUUGUUUCCAUAUUCAGAUUCAUCAUCAGAUAAUGGAGAUUAAUAAAUAUGAAAUCAAA